This is a messenger RNA of Penicilliopsis zonata CBS 506.65, 1119 nucleotides long. RefSeq lists its product as hypothetical. The coding region runs from base 1 to 1119 and encodes 372 amino acids. NCBI's taxonomy places the organism in Eukaryota, Fungi, Ascomycota, Eurotiomycetes, Eurotiales, Aspergillaceae. The record is from RefSeq and is a predicted model, not a curated record. The transcript has 2 exons. Gene Ontology annotation, molecular function: catalytic activity.
AUGUACCCCCUCUCUGGCAUAAAAGUUAUUGAGCUAGCUGGUCUAGCACCAGGCCCCUUCGCCGGCCUCCUGCUGGCCGACUAUGGUGCUUCAGUCCUACGCAUCGACCGACCGAGGAGUACGACCGAGGAGAGCCAUGCUCCAACCCCGGACCGACUAACCCGCCACAAAGCCUCUCUCUGUCUCGACCUGAAAGAAGAAAACCCAACCGACAGAGGGAAACUGUUCUCCCUCCUCGCCCAUGCCGACGUGCUGAUCGACCCGUUCCGCCCGGGGGUUCUGGAACGACUGAAUUUAGAUCCCGUCGACUUGCUCGCGCGAUUCCCCCGGCUGAUCGUCGCCCGGCUGACGGGGUUCCGACCAGAUGGAAACGAUGUAUAUAGUUCCAUGGCGGGGCAUGAUAUCAAUUACCUGGCUGUGUCGGGGGUUCUGAGCCUGCUCGGCCGGAAGGGACAGCCACCCUACGCUCCGGCUAACUUGCUGGCCGACUUCGCCGGCGGGGGAGCCAUGUGUUUCACGGGGAUCUUGCUCGCCCUACUUGUUCGAAAUAAGAUGGGAAGAGGCCAAAUCGUACAUGUCAAUAUGGUUGACGGGUCGGCUUACUUGGCUACUAUGCCGAGAUUGUUGGGGUUGGAUAGCAGCAGCCCCGUCUGGAACGGGGAGAGGGGGGAUAACCUGCUCGACGGGGGGUGUCCGUACUACGACACCUACGCUACUAAAGAUGGGAAAUAUGUUGCUGUCGGAGCGCUAGAGCCGCGGUUUUACUCUGUUUUACUUGACAGACUGGGCUUGGGCGAGGCCGAUCUCCCUGCUCGUACGGAGAAACGGAAUUGGCCGGCGUUGAGGGAACGGUUCCGUGCAGCGUUUGAAUCCAAGACGAGGGACGAGUGGGCGGCUGUGUUUGAGGGGAGUGAUGCGUGCGUCACGCCUGUCUUGGAACUGGGGGAGUUGAAGCAGAGCGGGUUCAGGCAGGCCUUGCCGGUUUGUCUGGGGAUGACGCCCGGUAGGGCGAUACCUGGAGAAGAUGGAGAAGAAGAGAAAGGUGGACUAGCUCCGGGGGAGGGGGGGGAUGAUCUCGUUAAAGAGUGGUUGAGGGGUGCUUCUAAAGCAAAAUUAUAG